Messenger RNA from Magnolia sinica, 1396 nucleotides. Its product is annotated as NAC domain-containing protein 73-like. Lineage: Eukaryota; Viridiplantae; Streptophyta; Magnoliopsida; Magnoliales; Magnoliaceae. The coding region runs from base 16 to 1068 and encodes 350 amino acids. Gene Ontology annotation, biological process: regulation of DNA-templated transcription. The record is from RefSeq and is a predicted model, not a curated record. Gene Ontology annotation, cellular component: nucleus. The transcript is spliced from 3 exons. Gene Ontology annotation, molecular function: transcription cis-regulatory region binding; DNA-binding transcription factor activity.
UAAACAUAUCCAUGAAUGUCAGGUCAUACAUCUGUUCCUUCUUUCGCAAGAGAGGUAUUGACAGAAGAAGAGCGGGCAUUCCAAAGAAUCCAAAUCCACUUUAAAACGAACGGUUGCUUCCUUGUUUUCGGUUUUGAACUUUUUCCUCUGUCUUAUCUUCUUAGUUGGGGGAAUUUAUUUGUUUUGAAGAAAGGUCUGGGAACGAAAGAGAAACGUCUGGUGAGGUAUGAGAGUAAGAAGAGAAUCAUUACAGAGAUGACGUGGAUGGACGGUUGCAAUUCAUUGGAAGAGGAUAAUGAAAUAAAGAUCUGCUGUCCAUCAUGUGGCCAUCCCAUCCAACCCCAACACCAGGCAGGGAUUCAUGAAUUACCAGGACUACCAGCAGGAGUGAAGUUCGAUCCAACGGACCAAGAGCUACUGGAACAUUUAGAGGGUAAGGUGCUGGAUACUGGAAAAAGUCAUCCUCUCAUCGAUGAAUUCAUUCCUACCCUCGAUGGAGAUAAUGGCAUUUGUUACACCCACCCUGAGAAGCUUCCAGGAGUAAGCAGAGAUGGCCUAAUUCGGCACUUCUUCCAUUGCCCUUCCAAGGCAUACACGACGGGCACCAGGAAGCGAAGGAAGGUGGACACCAAUGUGCAAGGUGGUGAGACAAGGUGGCACAAGACAGGCAAGACGCGUCCCAUUUUCGUGGAUGGCAUGGUGAAGGGCCACAAGAAGAUUCUGGUCCUCUACACCAACUAUGGCAGGCAGCGGAAGCCUGAGAAGACGAACUGGGUGAUGCACCAGUACCACCUUGGGCCCAAUGAGGAUGAGAAGGAUGGUGAACUAGUAGUCUCCAAGGUGUUCUACCAGACUCAGCCCCGGCAAUGCAGUUCGAGUAGUAAGGACCGAGAUUGGCUCCAUAGCCAUGCUAGCAAGGAAACCAGCCUCGUUGACUGCUAUAAUUCGUCGAUCAUCACCUAUGAUGAACAAGUGGGCCACAGUAGAGAAAGAGAAAGUUCUCUUCAGUUAGUGAUACCCAGUUUCAGUGUACAGGAAAAUGUUUCUUCCUUUCUCACUAAAGGAUAGCAAUCAUACAUUCAUAUAUGAUAGGGCGUGUUUGGUUGCACCGAAUUUCAUGAAGUUUUUCGGUAAAGAAAUUAAUUAUUCCUGAAAUAUCAGGAAAUUGGUGCAACCAAACAUGCCCUAAAACAAAGAGGAAAAAAUGGAGGAAUUUGUAGAUUAGUUGGGUAGAGUUUAGUCAUUAUUGGUAUUUCUAAUAAGGGUGGGAGGAUUUCGUGUUGUUGAGUUGAAUAAUGAGAGCAUGUUGUGUUGGAUUGUUGAGCGUGUCUACAGUUUCAAUGCAAUCUUUGUACAAGAGAGGGUGGUGAGAUUUAUAUGAAUUGGUAUUGAAUAA